This is a messenger RNA of Mesorhabditis spiculigera, 1335 nucleotides long. Lineage: Eukaryota; Metazoa; Nematoda; Chromadorea; Rhabditida; Rhabditidae. The record is from the annotation of a GenBank genome assembly.
AUGAAAGCCGUUGAGCGGGCCGACGAGCUGGACCCGGUGAACGGGGAGGUGCUGAAGCAGUGCACCAUCCUGGCGGGCGUCAUCGCCGAGGCGGGCCACGUCAACGAGAAGACCUUUCUCGCCAACAACUUUAAGGCCUAUCUGGACGCGGCGGUGGCGGUCAGCCCCGCGGAUCCGGUGCUGCUGCACAUGCGCGGCCGGUUCAUCUACCAGCUGACGAUGCUCACCGCCGACGAGCGCGACGCGACGCGCUUCCUGGACGAGAUGUCGGAGCCGAGCCUGCAGCUCGCCCUCGUCGACCUCACCAAGGCCUACGAACAGGAGCCGACGGCCAUCGACAAUCUGCUGUACAUGGCGCGCUGUCUGGAGGGAUCGGCGAACGGGACAAGGCCAGGGACUGUCUUCAACAGAUUGACGGGCUGGCGCCGAACGACGGGGCCGACGAGUGGCAUGCUCCGCGAGGCGGCCGACAUGCUCGCCAAGAUGGGACCGCCGCCCGCCGCGCCGCCCCCAGCCCGACCAGCGGCAGCAGCAGCAGACGAAGAGCCGAUUGUCGACCGUCUAACCCCUACCGUAAUCCACGAGGUCCUCCACGCCCCAAUCGGCACCCGGUGCUCAAGGGGCAGCAAUACCGCCAAAAACAGCCCAAGGAGCCUGUUUUGGACCAUUCUGGAAGCGAAAUCCUCCACGCUGACCUCCACGCCGAACGGCGACGUGCAGAAGUUCUACCUGAACCCGGCGCAGGUCGGCUCCAUCGCCAACCCGACAGCCACCGGGCCACAGAUCACCCUCGGCGAAAGCGGCGAUCUCUUUGGGCAGCAAUCAGCGAUUGCCGUCUCGCCCCUCUCGGCGGGCGCUCAGCAGUUCGGCGGUUUCCAGGGGGGUUUCUCCCCCUUCGGCGCCUCACCCUACGGUGCAGGAGGAGCAGGGCAGCCAACCGGCGCCUCAAACAUCCCCCCGCCAAUCCUUGAGAUCAAAGUCCCGCCCCCGCCAAAAGUCGACAUCCCCGGCUGCUAUGUUAACGGGAAAGGCUUCGUCUGUUGCAACAAGCAUCUGGAGACUGUCAUCGAUAAUACCAUGGAGGCGAUCCACCAGAAGCAACUGGAGCAAGAGGCCAAGACCGGGCAGCCGGCAUGCAAUUUGCAGGCCUCCGCUAAUCUCUUGCAGAAAGCGGCGGAGGGCGUGUUCGGCGUGUCGUUCGAGUCGCUACUGGCGCCGACAGAUUUCGCCUCAAGGACACGGUUUAUGGACGAUCUGAUGUGCAAGACGGAGCAGAACGGAAAGUACGUCAUCAUGUACGCGACCCCGGUACCGUACCCUGUCACGAGGAGACGA